AUGCAGACCACCAAGGCCGUCGCGGAACUCCAGGCGGAAGUCUCUCAGCUCCGCAACGAGCUGCAGACUCUCAAGGGAGCAUCCAGCUCUGCCAUCGCCCACGACACCGUCUUCGUCGGCCAGUAUCUCAUCGAGCGUCUCGUUCAGCUCGGCGUCACGAAAAUGUUUGGUGUCCCCGGAGACUUCAACCUCGGCUUCCUCGACUUCGUCGAAGACCAUCCCAAGAUCGACUGGGUUGGCAAUUGCAACGAACUCAACGCCGCGUAUGCUGCUGACGGCUAUGCGCGAGUCAAUGAAGGUUCGCUUGGUGUCAUUACUACAACAUUCGGCGUCGGCGAACUGAGCGCGAUGAACGGUAUUGCCGGAGCCUUCUCUGAACACGUACCUGUCCUCCAUAUCGCCGGUGUCCCAAGCACCAGCCAACAGAAGUCAAAGCCGAUGCUCCAUCACACCCUCGGCGACGGCCGCUUUGACGCGUACAUUCAAGCCGCGAAGCAGAUCACGAUCGCGCAGGCUUCGCUGACCUCCAAGGACACUGCUGCGGCCGAGAUCGAUCGCAUCAUCACCCAAUGCGUAGUCACUGCCCGGCCAACAUAUCUCAUGAUGCCGACGGAUCUUGCGUAUGAACGUAUCUCAUCCGCGCGGCUGAAGACCCCCCUCAAUCUGGAAGCGCCAGAAAACGAGCCGGAGACGGAAGCAUUCGUUCUAGACGAGAUUGCGAAACUCGUGGACGAAGCUGAGAAUGACGCGAUCAUCCUCGUAGAUGCGUGCGCCGUCCGUCACGGGGUCAAGAAAGAGGUCGAGGAGCUCUACAAACGCACCGGAUUCCCGGUGUAUGCGGCGCCCAUGGGCAAGACCGCCGUAGACGAAACAUAUGAGCGCUAUGGUGGUAUCUACGUUGGCUCAAUCUCGAGUGAUGAAGUCAAAGAGAAGGUCGAGAACGCGAAACUCAUCAUCUCCGUCGGCGGUUUGAAGAGCGACUUCAACACCGGCAACUUCACCUACCACAUCCCCACCAGCCGCACCGUCGAGCUCCACUCGGACAACACCCGCGUCCAAUACGCCGCAUUCCCUGGGAUAGGCAUGAAGCGUCUCCUGCCCAAACUCACCGCGCGCCUGCGGGGGCUCAAGGAGGGCACCGUGCAGGUCUCCGUCCCCAAGUUCGUCCACCCGGUCCCGCAGGAAGACAACGACAUCAUCUCGCAGGCAUUCCUCUGGCCGCGCGUCGCGCAGUUCUUCCGCCCGAAUGACGUCAUCGUCGCCGAGACCGGUACCUCCAACUUCGGCGUCCUCGACGUGCCCUUCCCGUCCGGCGCCGUCUUCCUCGCCCAAAUCCUUUGGGGCAGCAUCGGAUGGAGCGUCGGGUCCACUCUCGGUGCGGCUUUCGCGGCGAAGGACCGCGGGAUGGGCCGCACGAUCCUCUUCGUCGGUGAUGGCUCGCUCCAACUGACCGUACAAGAGUUCUCGGUCAUGAUGCGCCACGACCUCAAGCCGAUCAUCUUCGUGCUCAACAACAGCGGAUACACGAUCGAGCGCUUCCUGCACGGCAAGACGCGCAAGUACAACGACAUCUCCAACUGGAAAUGGACCAAGUUGCUCGACACGCUCGGUGGCGAAGAGGGUGUAAACGCGAAGUCGUGCACCGUUCGCACCAAGGACGAGCUCUCGGCGCUGCUCGAUGACCCCAAGUUCAACGCGGCCGAGACGAUCCAGCUCGUCGAGCUCAUCAUGGAGAUGCACGACGCCCCGCGCUCGCUCAAGAUGCAGGCCGAGUUCAGCGGGCAGACGAACAAGUACAGCUCCGCCUGA
Messenger RNA from Epithele typhae, 1809 nucleotides. Its product is annotated as pyruvate decarboxylase. Bases 1 to 1809 code for a protein of 602 amino acids. NCBI's taxonomy places the organism in Eukaryota, Fungi, Basidiomycota, Agaricomycetes, Polyporales, Epitheliaceae. Gene Ontology annotation, molecular function: thiamine pyrophosphate binding; carboxy-lyase activity; magnesium ion binding. The record is from RefSeq and is a predicted model, not a curated record. The transcript has 11 exons.